UAUCUCUCUCUUUCUUUAGGUACUCAUUAUUCUUGCACAUUAUUCUUGUUCUUCAAGUUUGCUUCAAACUCUUACGUGGGCGGGAAAUGAACAGGCCGGGGGAUUGGCACUGCAGGUCAUGCCAGCACCUGAAUUUCCAAAGGCGGGAGUGUUGUCAGCGCUGUGGAGACUCCAAAUUCGGGGUGUUCGCCGGCGGCGGCGGCGGAAGGUUAGCAACUGGAAGAAGUAGCGUACCGUCGUCUUACGGCGGCGUUGCUUCCCCGGGAUCUGACGUCCGCCCCGGCGACUGGUACUGCGGCGUCGGAAACUGCGGGACCCACAACUUUGCCAGCCGAUCGAGCUGCUUCAAAUGCGGUGCGUUUAAGGACGAGUCAGCAGCUGCCGGAGCCGGCGCCGGUGGAGGGUUUGAUUUUGACAUGUCACGUGCUUCCAGGGGCUUUGGAUUUGGGACUAAUGCCUCACGUGCUGGCUCCUCUUGGAAGUCUGGUGAUUGGAUUUGUACCAGGUCGGGAUGCAACGAGCACAACUUCGCAAGUAGAAUGGAAUGUUUUAGAUGCAAUGAUCCAAGAGACUCGUCCUAAGAUUUCAAUCUAUCCACUCUUUCAUCUAAAAUUUAGGUCUUUAGAUAUAAUAAUACAUAGUUUAUUUCCUUCCCUUUUCAUUUGAUUUUGUUUUGUAUGCUCCAAACCUAUGGUCACAUUGAGUUGUAUUGCUUUAGGACCUCAUGUUUUUUGUGUAUUUUACUUUCUUUUUUGGUAGUCAACAUUUUAAUUGUUGUUAUUUAAUAUUCCAUCUAUAUAUCAUCUUUUUGGGCCAUAA
This is a messenger RNA of Momordica charantia (bitter melon), 819 nucleotides long. Its product is annotated as RNA-binding protein csdA. Gene Ontology annotation, cellular component: cytoplasm. Lineage: Eukaryota; Viridiplantae; Streptophyta; Magnoliopsida; Cucurbitales; Cucurbitaceae. The record is from RefSeq and is a predicted model, not a curated record. Gene Ontology annotation, molecular function: mRNA binding.